Molecule: messenger RNA, 1441 nt
Organism: Scatophagus argus
Lineage: Eukaryota; Metazoa; Chordata; Actinopteri; Scatophagidae
Gene: tcnba
Product: transcobalamin beta a
Exons: 4
Coding region: 236-658 (140 amino acids)
Biological process (GO): cobalamin transport
Molecular function (GO): cobalamin binding
Source: RefSeq, a predicted model, not a curated record
AACACCAAUCCAAAGCGGUAAUGAGAGAAUCUUUAAUCCACAAUUUAACAGUGCAAACAUUAUUUCAUAACCUAACAUGAAGGUGACAUUUGGACUAGCUCUAUGGAAAACAUUAUCAGCUUUUUCAAAUGAAGAUCAACAAAGUUCAGCUCCAGUAAGUAAACACUGAUAACUAGAAUAAAACACAGCGGCUGUGAGCUUACAGUCAGUCAGCCAAGCCUCCAGUCCAACAGCCAUGGUGACAAUGCCUGCUCUGCUCUCUGCGGCACUGCUGCUGCUGCUGCUUCCUGGGACUCUGACCAGAAUCUAUAAUUCAGAACUUGAAUUUUCUCCAAUUGACUUGGUGGUGGAGAACAGCUUGGAAAACACCCCUCGUAUGACCUACAGCACUCAGGUGGCUUACAGAGGGAUCCUACUGGGUGCAAUGGAAAGAUUAAAGGCCAGCAAUACAAAUUUUACUUUCAACUACACUAUGAAUGAAAACUACGGCCCGUACCUGGAGAGUGUGAAUGGUGUGGCUGGAAACGAUACCGACCACACAUACUGGGAGCUGCUGGUCAAGACUCACGAUGGCAAAAUCAUAAGACCUGAUGUUGGCAUUGGAUGUUACAUUCCUCGCACAAAUGAGGAAAUCAUUCUGAAAUUUACAAAGUGGUGAAAAUCCAGUGGUUGUCGUGCAUCAACGUGUGCCCGGAGCCAGCACUGAAACUAAUUGUAUGACAAUAUAUUUCAUAAGUGAACAAUCAAACAUGCAUCUGUGUUUAUUGUUGAAUGAAUUGAAGUCCUCCUUCUUUUGUUGAUUUUAUUGGUUUAAGGGAACAAAUGAUAGUGUUUGUGAUUGUAUGUUGUCCAUUGUGUUUGGGGUCCAAGCAGUUCGACAUAACACCAGUCGACUUUUUAAAGGUCACUUUUUUAACCGACUUACAUUCACUUCUAUUUUAUUGCUGUGGAGGUAAAAAUCUCAAAGACAAAUUUUUCAAAAGCUUGACUAAUUAAUGAAAUCUUUCCAUAUGGCUAAAAUAUCUCAAACAUAAGUGCUGCCAUCUUGUGCUGGUAAUUUCAUUUGGAACCAGAGCCUGAGCUCUUUUAUUACCUGAGUAAGCGGUAGCAUCCUCACAAGCUACAUUUUUCCAAUCAUUCUGAAGCUCAAGUGCAGCACAAAUAAAACUGCUAACAGUAUCAGUAAGACGGGCCACUACCAGACCACUAUACACAUGCAGUAUUUGUAUCUGAUAGAAGCACUCUCACAUGACGAUGACAUUGCUCACCAGUUCUUGGCCAGAUGCCUACAACUUCUCUGCUGCAGGGGAGUACAGACACGCGAGUGCGAGGUUUUUGAAAAUGGAAGAGGGGAAAAAGUACAGCACAUAACAAAAGCAACUAUCUUCACAUUAAAAACAUUUAGAAGCUUCAUAUCUCUCCACAUUUUAAUAAAAGACAA